AUGUGCACAAUUAGACAUGGUAACCCAAUUAGACAUGGUCACCAGACACUAAUUCUUGCAGGAGAUUUCAAUGGAAAAGUCGGUACGAGGUUUAAUGAUGAUGUAGUUGGACGUUUUGGAGACCCAGAUACAAAUGACAGUGGUAACAGAUUGGUGAAUACAUGCAAACAAUAUAAUAUGAAAAUUAACAAGACCUUUUUCCAGCAUAAACAAAUUCAUCAGUAUACUUGGACACGGCCGUCUUUGGGUCAGAAAUCAAUUAUUGACUUUAUAAUAACUAAACAAUCUAUCCAAGAAAAGAUAAAAAAUGUCACUGUAAAGCGAGGAGCGAAUUGUGGGUCGGAUCAUUUUAUGGUUGUCUCUGAGAUGAUUUAUCCUUACAUGAACAAAAACACAAACAACAAAUAUGACACAACAGAAGCUGAAACGGAGCAAGUCACUCUGUCAUAUCCAAGAUAUAAAGUCAACUUGUUAGGAGAUGACAGUAUUAAAUACCUCUACCAACGACGUAUCAAGCAUCAUUUGCAGAAAGAACAACCCAAGCAUACUAUUGAAGAAGAACAUACCCAAAUUACACAAGCCGUACAUCAAGCAAUGCAGGAAGCUGUAGGAUAUAAGGAGCAAAUCAAGAACCAACCUAUAUGGAUGACGGAUAAGCUUGAAGAGAAGAUAAGUGAAAAGAAGUUGAAUUAUAAUAACUGGUUAGGAAUCCAACAGAUGAAAAUUGGUUAG
Messenger RNA from Sitophilus oryzae (rice weevil), 732 nucleotides. Its product is annotated as craniofacial development protein 2-like. The record is from RefSeq and is a predicted model, not a curated record. The transcript has a single exon. Gene Ontology annotation, molecular function: catalytic activity. The coding region runs from base 1 to 732 and encodes 243 amino acids. Lineage: Eukaryota; Metazoa; Arthropoda; Insecta; Coleoptera; Curculionidae.